CAAUUCAUGAUUAGCUACGUCAGCUGCAAUGUUGAUGCGUGGUGGAUUUUGCUUACAUUUUCAGUAGUGUAUUGUUAAAGACAUGUUUUUAUGGAUAUUUUGUAUAUAAAUAAGUGAUUUAUUAAAUAUAUCAACAAUGGCUUCUUUGCCGGGUAAUGGAAUCUAUGUGGUUCAGGGAGAAAUGGCCAUUUUGCUGACAGCUAUGAAAAGAGGAGCAAGAUGGUCUCAAUUACAUCAGGACGAAGAAAAUGACAUCCUUGUGAGGAAUUUCUCUGACUUGAAAGAGGUUUUGAACCAAAUAGGUGAUCUUCGAGAACUUGAACCUAUUCAUUUCCUUGGCCCUUUUCUUGAAGUAAUCAGAUCAGAGGAGACAACCGGACCUGUCACUACUUUGGCUCUAACUUCAAUAAUUAAGUUCAUCUCUUAUGGAUUGAUUGAUCCAGGGGGAAAGUCAGUUGCCACCGCGGUUGAAAGCAUUGCUGAUGUGGUCACGCAUGCGCGAUUCGUUGGAACCGACGAUGCCAGUGAUGGUGUUGUUCUCAUGAACAUUCUUCAGGUCUUACGCACGCUUGUGAUGGCACCGGAAGGCACCUUACUAUCCAAUGACAUGAUUUGUGAGAUUGUUCUAAGCUGUCUUAGGAUCUGCUUUGAGCCAAGAUUUGGAGAACUUUUGAGAAAAGGUGCAGAGAGCUGUUUGAAGGACAUAUUCAUGCUGCUCUUCAUUCGCCUGCCGACGUUCUCUGAAGACCACAGAAAAUCAUUGAGUCUAAAGAAGUUGAACAUGAGAGCUGGAACAAUAGAAGCGACAAGGAGCAAGCGCAAACCGCGCUCUUCACUAAGGAAGAAGCAGCAGCAGCAGCGAAUAAUUUCGCCACAACAAGAAGAUAGACCAGCUGAUUCUCUUGGCCAAGGAUCUGUGGCUUCUGAUGACAGCCAUGCCUUUGUAGAAAAAGCAGUAAAGCCUACGGAGCUGAAUCUGCCAGCUGUAAACUCAUCUCCAUUGGUUGGUGCUGCUGAUACACAAACUGGAAGUGCUGUUACAAAUUCAGAAAUGACAUCUUCUUGUGAUGAACAUAAUAUUGUUGAUGCCCAAAAAGAAACUGCUCUUACGGAUUCUGCAGUAUCUGUGGAAGAUGGUGAAAAUGAAGGGAGUCUAGCUGACAAUUUGGUGACUUCUCCUACAGAUCAUGGCAUGUCAAAUGCUGCAUCAUCCGAUGUCAUCUCAAAUUCGCUCUCGCAAGAAUCAAGUGCUGUGAUUCUCACAAUGGAUGCAUCUUCGCACAGUCUCAACACUCAAACAACACCGUCUUUUGAAAAUGUUUGCAUGCCGGAAGAAGAAACAGAAUGUAGCGUUGUUGAAGAUGGUGUUGCCGAUGAUACUGAUGUGGCCGACUCCUCUGCUGUUGGUCAGGGUUUUACCACAGAAGACAAAAUUGACGUAAAAGUAGAUGAAACCACACCUCUGAUAGAAUCAAGUUCAGUACAGAAGGAAAAUGCCAGUGCUGCAUUAGAAGAACAGACAGAGUCUGUUGUGAAAGUCGAGGCUGUUGAACAGUCCAAUUGUGAAAUGUCUGCUAAUGUGGUUGAGGAUUCGAAAGGAGAGACGGUCAGAGGUAUUCCCAGUCCAUUGAAUGUUGGCGACACUGGCAAGCAAAUUCUGCCGCUGCAGCACUCUUUGGACCUCGAAUCUCCCACAUCUCCGAGUCCAGAAUCGCACGAAUGGUUCAAUACACAAGGUGUCCGAUUUAUGCCUCAGGACCCUGCCGCUGAAGGUGGUGGUCAUGUACCGUAUGGUUUAGCAAGUGUGAGAGAACUGUUCAGACUGAUUGUAUCUCUGUGCAGUCCUAGCAACAAAGAGAACACAGAAGGCAUCAUCCAUCUUGGGCUGACACUGUUGAAUGUGGCUCUGCAGGUUGGAGCUGAUAGUAUUGGCCAGUUCGCAUCAAUAUUGCCAAUCGUGCGCGACGAUCUAUGCAGGAAUCUAUUCUCUUUAUUGAAGAGUGAACGACUAUCAAUUUUCUCAUCUACGUUACAAGUGGCAUUCCUUCUUUUUGAAUCCCUUCGUACUCAUCUAAAGUUCCAGCUUGAGGUAUUUCUGUCAUCAUUGACUGAAAUUAUUAUUUCUGACUCACCAAAGAUCAACUACGAGCUCAAAGAAAUCACUCUUGAGGCAGUUGUGCAAAUGUGGAGAAUCCCUGGUUUUGUAACAGAGCUGUAUCUGAAUUAUGAUUGUGACUUAUACUGUCCUAAUCUUUAUGAAGAACUAACAAAACUUCUAUCAAAGAAUGCAUUUCCUGUUUCCGGAGUCUACAACACUCAUCUCCUAUCAUUAGAUGCCUUACUGACAAUUAUUGACUCAAUAGAGAAUCACUGUAAUAGUAGAAUACUAAAUGAACAACGAAAUGGAAACGCCGAAGCCAGUGUGCCUGUAGAGGCCACUGGAAUACUACCGAGCCCCAAUUACAUAGUACGCACAGGCAGUCGGCAGAAAAUAUCUGCCAACAUUCCAAGUCACGAGCAACUAAUGGCCGUCAAACGAAAGAAAAAGCUUUUAGCCACAGGAACAGAGCAUUUCAAUUCAAAGCCGAAAAAGGGAAUUCAAUUCCUACAGGAUCAAAACUUGCUAUCAACGCCUCUGGAUCCAGUUGAAGUUGUGACUUACUUGAAGGAGAAUCCCUACCUUGACAAGAAAAUGAUUGGCGAGUACAUCAGCAACCGGACCAACUUGAAUGUUCUCGACUGUUUUGUCAAGUCGUUCGACUUCACGGAGACUAGAAUUGAUGAAGCUCUGAGACAGUUUCUAGAAACUUUUCGUCUGCCGGGUGAAUCGCCACUCAUAUCCCACAUCAUGGAGUGUUUCGCUGACCAUUGGCAUAAAUGUAACAAUGAGCCAUUUGUGAAUGCUGACGCAGCUUUCACUCUGGCCUAUGCAGUCAUCAUGCUGAACGUUGAUCAGCACAACUACAACGCUAAGAAGCAGAAGACUCCGAUGACAGCCGACGAUUUCAAGAGAAAUUUGAAAAAAGUUAAUGGCGACCAAGAUUUUGAUCAAGAUAUGUUGGAUGAUAUCUACACUGCCAUCAAAGCGGACGAGAUCGUAAUGCCAGCCGAGCAGACUGGUCUAGUGCGUGAUAACUACCUCUGGAAGGUGCUGCUUCGGCGCGGCCAGGGCUUGGACGGAGUAUACGUGCAUGCGCCGAACGGCCUGUUCGACCACGACCUGUUCUCGCUGAUCUGGGGGCCAACCGUCGCCGCACUUUGCUAUCUCUUCGACAAGAGCAGCGACCCCGCCAUCUACCACAAGGCCAUCUCCGGGUUCAGGAAGUGCGCUAUGAUAUCUGCACAUUAUGGAAUGAGCAAUGUGUUCGACCACAUCGUCGCCUCACUGUGCAAGUUUACCAUGCUUCUCAAUUCAACAGAGACGCCUGAUAACUUGACAAUAUCAUUCGGUCAGAAUCCGAAGUGUCGACUGGCAGCUGUCACUGUGUUCAACCUGACUCACCGCCAUGGCGACACAAUCAGAGAAGGCUGGAGGAAUGUGUUGGACUGCAUUCUGCAACUCUAUAAAUGCAAACUGCUACCUAAGAUUCUAGUCGAGGCCGAAGAUUUCACUGAGACAAGCGGAAAGAUCUCCCUACUAAGAGAAGAAAUUCAGUUGACUCAAAAGACAGAAACUGGACUGUUUAGCUCGAUCUAUUCAUAUAUUUCUAUGGGUGCCGAAUCAAAUCAAAAAGCACCUUCUCCAGAAGACCAGGAGUACAUUCGGCUUGCUCAAGCGUGUAUAAGUGAAUGUCAUUUGGAGCAACUGACAACAGAGUCAAAAUUCCUACGACUCGAUUCAUUGCAUCAAUUAAUCAAGGCAUUGAUCCGUGCUUCUUAUGGACCAGAAGGACAUGUAUUUCUUGGCUCUGCCACUGAUGAGAAUACAGCAGUAUUUUUCCUCGAGCUCCUGCUCAAAGUUGUCAUCCAAAACAGUGAUUUUGAUUGCAGGGACCGUGUGCAGAACGUUUGGCAGAAUGUUCGUGAUCACAUUUACACUCUACUGAUGGGCUCUGCAGCAUCCAACCAUCACUUCCUGGUUGAGCGGUCAGUUGUUGGCCUUCUCAGGUUGGGAAUCCGACUUAUGAGGAGAGAAGAUAUGAGUUUUGUGGUGCUGCAGUCACUGCGUAUGCUGCUGCUAUUGAAGAGCAGCACACUGGCCUGGGUGUCACGACAAGUGGCCUACGGGCUGUUCGAGCUGCUGAAGACGAGUGCGGCCAACAUCCACUCGGCCACUGACUGGGCCAUCAUAUUCACCCUCCUCGAGUGUGUGGGUGCCGGCGCCCCGCCGCCCCGCGUUGUCGGCAAGCACCAGGUCAACGCAAAUGCCACCACCACACAUCAAACAGGGGCAAAGUCGGACGGUGACAUUGGCGCAAAUCAGAGUGCAGAGGAGGAUAGCGGUCUGGGCAACGAGCGCAACUGCACGUCUGACUCGGAGGUGACUCGGUCGAGUGCUCAACCCACACGCACUACCAGUCCUGAGUUGUCGCCAAACUCGGGCGGCGGGUGGAUUCUGGUUGGCCGCGAAGGCGAGAUCCAGCCGAUGCCGGUGAGGACUUCACUGAGCAGCCAGCUGAACAUGCUGAGUGAGCGCGAGCUAACCGCUCACGACCCCUUCUCACUGGUCAAGUGCUGCGAGAGCCUCGCCUUCCUCGUGCGAGACGUGGCGCACAUCACGCCCUACAACUUCGAGAACUGUGUUCGCUGCAUUCGCACCUUUGUCGAGGCCAGUCUCGAGUCGACUGAGAAGAGAGGUGGCGGUAAGAGAUCGUCUGGAAAAGAAAAUGGAGGACCUUUGAAGGGGAAGAAGAAGAUGAGCAAUUCGAGAAGGAGAGGCGACCAGCCAAGAGCCAACAGCCCGACUAACAGUGCCUACGAUGCUGACGAGAGUGACUCAGAAGAGAUGCCCAGCGGCUAUCACCAAGUCUCAAUACAGCUGUUGGACCUGAUGCACACAUUGCACACUAGGACGGCGCAGAUCUACAGGUGGUGGGCGGAAGAGAAUGCCGAAACUGAACUGGCGUCCCUGUGGACUCAGGGUUGGUGUCCGCUGCUGCAGGGCAUUGCACGGCUGUGCUGCGACUCCAGGCGACAGGUUCGUAUGAGUGCUAUAACAUACUUGCAAAGAGCUCUGCUGGUGCACGAUCUGCAAACUCUAACUGGAGAUGAAUGGGAAUCAUGCUUCAGUAUGGUCUUGUUCCCAUUACUAAGUAAGCUGUUGGAGCCCAUCAGUCCCCAGGACCCUACUGGUCUGGAAGAAACGCGGAUGAGAGCUGCCACUGUCUUAUCAAAAGUAUUUUUACACCACUUGACGCCCCUGCAAACUCUACCAACGUUCACUGCUCUUUGGCUGACUAUUUUGGAUUUUAUGGACAAGUAUAUGCAUGCAGACAGAAGUGAUCUUCUGUACGAAGCAAUUCCUGAAUCACUCAAAAAUAUGCUGCUUGUGAUGGAUUCGGCCAAGGUGUUCUCAGUGAAUGGCUGCGAAUUCUCUCCUUUGUGGACUGUCACAUGGGAUCGAAUAAAUACAUUCCUCCCUCAUCUCAAAGAUGAAUUAUUCAAAACACAAGCCCCAUCAGUGGAUGUUGCAUCAUCAAAACCGGUGCUUCAAGCUCAAAAUGAAGGCGCAGAAGUGUUGAACACAAGCAAUUCCAACAGUGAGGUACAGCAGCCACCACAUAGCAAUCCAGCUUAUGCUCGGCCUUCACUUGUUGCCACAAGUCCAGUACCAGUGACCGAUACAUCAAAAGUGAUUCAGCAACAACAACUACAAGCACAGCAUCUACAACAGCAACAACAAACAGAGCAUUUGCAACAACUACAACAUCAGCAGCAGCAACAACAACAACAUCAACAACAAGCACAACAUCAUCAUCAGCAGCAGCAACAACAACUUCAUCAACAUCAGCAAAAUUUCCAACAGCAUGUUUCCAAUGUGCCCGCGCCAUUCCAACAACAGGAGUCAAGUGUAGACGUUUCAUCAUUCCAGCAACAACAGCAGCAGCAACAACAGCUACAACAGCAGCAACAACAGCUACAACAACAGCAACCCUAUCACCAUGCCCCACAACCGUUGCAACCACCCGCAGGCUACGGUCACAAUUGGCGUGGCUCGACUCCUCUAUUCCCCCACAUGGGUCAGCUGGUGUCGACACCAAUAGGCCCCCCACCUUCAGCUCCCCCAGCAGCUGCCAACUUGGAGCAGUCACAAGCCACCCCCACUCCACUUCCGGUCUAUUCUGGCUUUGCCCACGUGUCUGAUCCUCCCUCAAAGAUCAUCUCCUCAGCUCAGUUCUUCUACCAAGACUUGCCGCAAUUGAUGCCUGUCCCUCAGAACACAAUCAUGCAGCCUGCCGUGACAAAUGCAGGUUCAGCGUCAUCACUGUUGAACGUGGGAGAUGCAGUGUUGCCUUCAUUGCCGCAGUUGGCACCACCUAGUGAUCCCUAACUUCUACCACAGUUUGUCAAUUAUUUAUAUUAGCAAUUAUUAUGAAUUGAAUAUUAUUAAUCUUCCAUAUUCCAAGUCAGGCUAAGAUGUGAAUUAACUUGCUAGUCAUUGUAGGCUACUUGAUAGAGGAUUUUAAACUAUUCAAUUUAGUUGAAGUAUAGUUGAUCACAAAAUUCUAAACAACCUUCUAAUUGUUAAAAUUCAGAUUGAAGAUUAUUCUUAUAUCAAGUGAACGUGGCUGAAUAUUGCUGAGAAUACAGAAAAUAAUGAUUAAUUUAUUGUUUAUUCUACAACUUUAAUGGGAAUAAUCAAUCAUUUUCUCGGAUUUAUAAGAGUUAUAAGAUUUUCAUUGAUCUUGCUAGGCUCAAAAAUGAUAAUGAUCAAUGUAACACUUCUUUAUAAUUCAAUCGCAUAAUUCAGUACGCAUUUUGUAACCUACAUAGGCUAUGUCAGCUCCUGACAAUACCAUCAUAAUCUUGCAGUUCACUAUUACUUAUAUUUUUUCAACAAAAGAAAAUAAUCCAAUCAAGAGUGUAAUGCUCAUUGUAAGACUUGUAAUGAAUGUUCAAGAAUCCAAAAUUAUUUUUAUCAUCAUUCUCUCUCACCUGACUUAUCAUCUUAGGAUGACACAAUAUACAUGCUACAGUACUGUUUUAAAUUGAAUAUCCUGUAAAGAAAAUGUUAUAUAUUGUUUCAAUGUAAUUUUUAUUUUGUUAUCUUUAUUCAAAUUCCAUCUAGAUAUUCCUAGUGUAAAUUGUUUAUAUAAAUUUUAUCUGAUUGUUAUUCUACCAUAUUUCUGUAAAAUAUGUGGUAAAAGGUGUGAAUGCUGUAAUCUAUCAUUCAUUAAGUUAUUAUUAUAAAGAUGUUCUAUUGUAUCAAGUUGUGUAUUGUGUAAUGUAAAAAUAAACAAAAUUUAUUCUAUGGAAUAUA
Nilaparvata lugens (brown planthopper) is the source of this 7420-nucleotide messenger RNA. RefSeq names its product Golgi-specific brefeldin A-resistance guanine nucleotide exchange factor 1 (gene garz). The transcript has 40 exons. NCBI's taxonomy places the organism in Eukaryota, Metazoa, Arthropoda, Insecta, Hemiptera, Delphacidae. Gene Ontology annotation, molecular function: guanyl-nucleotide exchange factor activity. Gene Ontology annotation, biological process: regulation of ARF protein signal transduction. The record is from RefSeq and is a predicted model, not a curated record. Bases 137 to 6490 code for a protein of 2117 amino acids.